Messenger RNA from Marchantia polymorpha subsp. ruderalis, 6149 nucleotides. The record is from the annotation of a GenBank genome assembly. NCBI's taxonomy places the organism in Eukaryota, Viridiplantae, Streptophyta, Marchantiopsida, Marchantiales, Marchantiaceae.
GGUGCCCAUCGGAUUCCUGUCUUGCUGCUGCUGGUCUUUGCUCCUACGCUUCUUCUCCAGUCUCUCGGACGACGACGACGAGACAGACAGACAGAGGAGCACGAGGAGGACGACGACUCGCGGGGAGAUCGAGGGCAAGGCAAGGCAAGGCAAGGAUGGAGGACGGACGAGGCCACAGCCAAAGAUCAUCAGCGACUCUCACACAAAAGACAUGCUGCUGCUGAGACAGGCGGGGAGGUGCUGCAGCUGCUACAACAACAGCAGGCAGAAAGCAGCGUCGUAGGAAAGUGAAGAAGAAGAAGAAGAAAGAUUCUCUUCCCUCUUCCUUCCUCUUCUUCGUGCUUAGACUUCGUGCCUGCAAUUUGACGAUAUUGUGGAACGAUUGAGGCAUGUAGAGUGAGCGAUCUGGCGUGAGAGAGAGAGAGAGAGAGAGAGAGAGAGAGAGAGAGAGAGAGAGAGAGAGAGAGAGUGGAAGCUCUUCGUCCCUGCCCCUUCCUCGGACGCGGCAGACGAGAAGGACGAGGACGAGGAGUAUCACUUUUAACCGGAUUGCAACCCUAAUCCGUACGAGGGAUUGGAGUUCGCUCGGUGGCUUUCGAGGUCGUUGUGAAUAGUGGGUGGGGUGAUUCGAGCGCAGGCCUCUCCACUUAUGUGCGUAGAGAGACGAUAACUCUCGCGGUAGCUUGUCUGGUGCCAAGUUGGUGAUGCUGGAUUGCCUAGGAACCCGAGGACUGUUUGCUGGUAGUCAGAUCUGCGGGACGUUUGUCGAGUCGAGGAUUUGCCCCGGGUGACGGUGAUUGAAUAGGUGACGAGAGCAAGUGUUUUGAAGGGCAAUGGAUGUUUACCGUUCGAAAGAGGUUGUGAAGGAGCAAGAGCGUCUGGGCACUUGUCACGAGGUUUAGGUGGGGAACUGUGUUUGUCAACCCGGGACCGAAGGCGAGACGCGUAGUACCAUGUUAGUAACGGAGGCUGUUUCUAACUCCUUGAGACUUCAGGGAUGUUCGAGUAGAUAAUUUGCUAGAUUUUAAUCACUUUUUAUGAACGCACUUGCCUUUUUGGUGCAGUAGAAAGGCUUGUGGCUAUAUACACUAACUUCCAUCGAGAACUUUGAAGGCAACGAAGAGUUAUACUAUCAUAUGACACCAGGGAAUGAGACAUUAGUGGUUGGGAAGGGCUUGAUGCUUUACUGAAGAACAUGAGACAACUCUCCUUGUGGGGCACGAAGUCAGGUUGUCAUGAGCACAGAGAAGAGUUGGAAGAAUAUGUAGCCUCAAUGGAAUUGUACGGCUUCCCUUUACCCAGGGACCGGUGACACUUGUAAAGCACUUCGCGCUUGAUUGCAAUCUCUUGGGAUUGCGCUCAUUCUCCCUUCGUUUCCGAUUCCAGAGAUUAUGUGGUCCGCGUUUCGACAAUGAUAAGCAAGAGUCAUGUCACACACGCCGGUGCAUAAUACACAGUUGGCAAGGACAUGGAAUACAGCUCAACAAAGCAGGACGAAGAGGUCGAGAGCAAGCCUUUGAACAGGGAGUGAACAGGGAGAUAUUCUGCGCUACGGUGGGGCCUUCGAUCAUUGUCAAGAAUUUGCACUGAAGUCGGUGUAGUAGAGAGCGGGUGUAGUCGAUAGUUGUUUCAAGAGUUUGGAGUAGGCACGGAAGAGUUUGAUAGCUUACUUUUGUUGUUUGGAAACUUGGAGUCCCUGGAGGAUGCGUUUGUUGGUCAGAUAGCAUCCCUUCAACAGCGACCAGGAGGUCUAUUGUGGCAGUUCUAUAAACACUUAUUUGGGAUUUUGCCGAGCUCUUGGUCACGCACCGGAUUCUUCCUCUCUUGGAAAGACUGUGGUCUACAAGACCAUACAAGCUCAUUCAUUCCUAAUAUGCCCUUUUCUCCCAGGAGGCACGAUUGCACCUUCCUCGGCGUUUGCUCUCUCGGUCGUAUUUAGGCUUUCUUGACGGCACAUCAUGGACAGCGAGGGUGGAUCACAAGUUGCCCUGGACACCUACACCAGGAGCAGUCCCCCAUUUCUUCCACACCAGUUUUUCCCUGGUGCAAGAGUUCGUGAGACUGUGAACGGUGGAAGGCAAGGAUCGCUUGAUCAUGGAGCGUACAACCAUCAAUAUAAUGGGGCGAGGAUGGCUGAUUGGGACGUCAAAAGUUGGGACUGGGACCACGUUCUCUUCUUAGCCCAGCCAAACCCACAAGCUGCACAACCCAUUGAACUUCAGCGAACGUACCAAACUGACGAUAACGGCAGCAGGCGGAAGUUCCACGCCCCCAGCAGGGACGGGGUGGUAUUAAGGCUUGAUGGCACGUCUACAAGUCCAGACCAUAAUGGCUCCAGUGAUCAUGACGAUCCCUAUGUAAGUGAUCGGAGAAGGAAACAUCAUCUAGGGUAUCAAGACAAUGGGUAUGGUAACUCCGACAAAGCGCAGCCUUUUCUGCGUGAUGGCUCUUCUCCAGAAGAAGAUGCAGAGUCAUUGAGCCUAAAACUGGGUGGCCAUUCCUAUGCGUAUUCCGAUGAUGCGGGCAAUGGCCCUCGUGGGACGAAGCGGUUCCGUUCUUCUUCGCCUGGCCCUCAAUUCCCGAUGUGUCAGGUUGACGACUGCAAGGCCGAUCUGAGCCAUGCAAAAGAUUAUCACAGGAGGCACAAAGUUUGUGAGAUGCAUGCUAAAGCAGGAAAGGCGUCGGUUACUCGGCUUAUGCAGCGGUUCUGUCAGCAGUGCAGCAGAUUCCAUCCCCUUACGGCGUUUGAUGAAGGCAAGCGGAGCUGUAGAAGAAGACUGGCCGGUCAUAAUAGUCGUAGAAGGAAAAAUCAACCUGAUCCAACUGCUGCCCGGGGCUACGGUAACGGCGAGGAAAAUGGCGCAGGAAAUGUUGCUGGGCUUGUAGGCAUCCUGAACAUUCUGACUCAACUUCAAGCCGUCAGCUCCGUGGGAGCCAUUCAAGGAGCGGUGAGCGAGCGUGAGGCUUUAGUGAGGCAGUACCUGAAGAAAGGUAUUACACCGGCCGGUCUCGAAGGAGCAUCAUUGGCGAACCUUUUUAAGGUCAAUGGAGUUUCUGCCGAAAAUGGGAGGCCAGAUCUCAAGCCUCAGUCAAGCACCAAUGACGCCACGCACAAUGGAUCUGCAGAACCAGCAGAUGCCUGGUUUUCCGCUUUAGCCUCGGCUGCCGCCGCCCCUGCAACAACGGAAACUUUAUCGUUCCUGCUGCAAAGUCAGUUAGCGUCUGCUUUAUUGAAAGCCGCCGAAGUUCCUCAUGCCAGCGUAAGCACUGGGAAUGGGUCAUUGCCUUUGGCUUCCCUUGGUGCAAGGAUGCCAGAGAAGGAUGUUGAACAUGCGGUUGCUUGCCCACCAUUGUUGUCCUUAUCAUCUCCGAUGGUGACUAGGCCACUUGAGACGCACCUGGCAUCAUCUUCUAGGUCUAGGUCUAACAGCAUUCUUCAACAGGGUAUUUUGGAGAAUUCUGUUCACCGUGGUGAACAUCAACAAACAGACCUGCAAUCAGGCAAAGUCUCACCAUCGGCUGUGCCACAAAAGCUCUUCCCCGUUACGCAAGCUUCAGAAUACAGGGGUAGCGGAAAUGGAAAACUUGACGUCAACAGAGAUGACGAUGGUGCUACUGAAUCGACGUCAGACGGGGAAGCACCAGCGUCGAUGAUGACUUUCAUGGAAGGCCAGGAGUCAAGAAACCUGCAAGAAGUUGUUUCGCAUCCUUCACGUCCUUGUAUAGAUCUUCAGCUACCUCCCCCUCAAAAUUUGAGCGAGAGUUCACCUUCCGGCUCUGAUAACUCUCCCUCGAGUUCAUCACAUGAUUGGCAGGGUCGAACUGGGCGAAUAACCUUCAAACUUUUCGACAAGGAUCCAGGAGAACUUCCGCAGUCUCUCCGUAAAGAGAUUUUAGAGUGGCUCGCUCACAGGCCAUCGGACAUGGAGAGCCACAUUCGUCCUGGCUGUGUUGUUCUCACAAUUUUUCUGUCCAUGCCCAGUUUGGCUUGGGGAGAGCUAGAGAGUAACAUGCGGGCUAGUUUACAGAGGCUGACAUCUUGUGGGACGUUCUGGUGUAAUGGUCGAAUUCAUGUACAAGUGGAACGGCAAAAUGCCUUGAUUGUAGAUGGCAGGGUACACAUAAAUAAACCGAAAGGAUCGAGAUUGCCUCAAAUAUUGUCAGUUCGGCCGCUAGCUGUUGUUGCAGGUCAGAGCACCAAGAUUUUUAUAAGGGGAUCAAAUCUCAAACGACCUGGGACAGGGAUUUUCUGUCCAUACCAAGGAAAAUAUAUGGCUGAAGGGGUUCAGUGGGCCGAUGGACAGCAAGCCAGAGAAACGGUUCCCCCAGGUCGUGCUGAAAGUGAGGAAGCAGGCACUGGGGAAGAUGCGCUCGAGUUCACCUUCAGCGGUGGUCUCCCCGGCAUUGUGAGCCGCUGCUUUAUCGAGGUAGAGAGACAAGCUGGUGGUGGAGAUGCAGUGCCAGUCAUAGUAGCAGACAAUCCAGUGUGCUCGGAGAUUCGCUCUUUAGAGCAAGAAAUUGAGAAUCAAGGCUUGAUUGCAGCAAAUCAAGCAAAGCUCAGUGGCUGCGAGCCAGAAGAGGUUUUCCAUCAGAUUCGUGUUGCCAGGGCCAUGGCUGAGUUGGAAGUAAAAAAUGUGCUGAAUGAGCUUGGGUGGCUUUUUUUGAACAGUCAAACCAUCCAUCCCUUGGUUGACCUUCCUCUGCUCGUUCCCUCUCGCCAGAAGCGCCUCUUAGUUUACGCCGUGGAGCGCGACUGGUGUGCUGUUGUGAAGCAGAUAUUGGACAUUAUCUUUGCGCUCGGUCUCUCUUUGGAAACGGGAGGCCAGACUUUGAAUGGAUUGGUUGAAAUUUUUGAUGAUGAAACCAGCCUGCUUCAUAGAGCCGUGAAGAAAAAGUGCAGACCUAUGGUGGAGCUUUUGCUGGCUUACGUUCCAUAUUCUGGGGUUGACGAUGGUGAUGUGAGAGUGCAACAAGUUCUAUCCAGACUUUCCAGGCACGGUUCACAGUAUAGGUGUAUAUUUACACCUGAUGUGGCCGGGCCAGAGGGCUUUACUCCACUGCAUGUCGCUGCAAGUAUGGAGGGUGCGGAGGGGAUCAUUGAUGCGCUCACGAGUGACCCGAAUUAUAUCGGUUUACACACUUGGUCGCAUGUGCAAAAUUCCAUGGGGGAGACUCCCUUUGCUUGUGCGCUGGCCGGGAAGAAGGCAUCGUACAUGCAGUUGGUGAGAAGUAAGCUUGCGAGGAGGGAUGGUCAAGUCACUAUCAACAUGCCAAUCAACAUGCCAAUAAGUGUCAGCAGCAUCUUUGGGCAUCCAAGUACCAGUGCCGCGAAUAAUCCUCAGUAUUCUCUGGAGCUUCCAGUGUGGUCAAACAGGGCAUUCCCGCAAGUGGAGAUGCCUGUUGCCGCAAGACUUGUUCAUCCUAGACGAUGUAGUCAUGUCCCAGCAUCCAUGCGUCAUAGAGCUUCAAGAGCAUCUCUCUACCGGCCCUUUAUGGUGUCAAUGGUUGCCGUCGCUGCCUUGUGCGUGUGUGUCUGCGUUGUGAUGAGGGGCCCUGUCACGAUACGCUUCAUUUUGCCCCCGUUUUCAUGGAACUCUGUGAAAUUUGGGUUUCAAUAAGACCGGGCCAAGGCAAGACUGGAUAGCGCAGGAAGAUGAGAAGCAAACCCUCAAAUCUUACAAUCCAUUCAUACAAUUUAGUUUUUAAUUUUUUGUCAGAGGGCAUGCGUGCCCAAGACUUGACAGCUGCUUGUAUUCACUCCAAUAGCUGUCUUCACACAUCACUCAUUCUUCCUGAGUGCCUGCGUUUUAAUCAAGGGUGUUGAGAUCCCGGGUAAUUAUAGCUUUAACCUUCAUAUGUGGUCUCUCUAGUGCCCUUGAUCUUCUGCACUACAGACCCUAGCUACCGUGGAUCUAUAAUAUGUAGCAUCAGUGUACAUUUGUAAGAGAUCUGUUGUGUUUAGAAGAUCAAUUUCGACAUGUAAGCAGUUGAGUGUUAGCACUCUCCAGUGAGAAGAAGCACCUGAAGAUAAUUUGGUUGAAAUUCCUCCUUCCGGAAGCGCAGGAAACAUAUUAUUUGCAUCGAUCAUUCUUGAUUUCAUUCCAGUGAUCUAUAUAAUUUUCCCUUGAUUGAUAUAUAUCGAUCUUCUU